Molecule: messenger RNA, 492 nt
Organism: Trypanosoma brucei brucei TREU927
Lineage: Eukaryota; Euglenozoa; Kinetoplastea; Trypanosomatida; Trypanosomatidae
Exons: 1
Coding region: 1-492 (163 amino acids)
Source: RefSeq, a predicted model, not a curated record
AUGAUAUCAUUGCGGGGAAACAUAGGUUUGCUUACCCGGCGGCGCCACGCCGUUAUCACUCUCCACUCUGCAUUAGAGUUGUGUGGUGUCACACGUUACAAGAGUUCAUUACCCAACAGCGCAUUAACUGCUCGAACAGCGGAGGCCCUCUAUUCCAUGGAACAUUACCAUAAGCAAUGCCUCAAUGAGGAUGAGCGUCGGCAAGUCGAAGUGCAAGCUUGGGAAGAACUAAUGAACCUUCCUGAUGCUGCAGUGGAGGAUGCGUCCUCAAGCGUUGUCGCCGACAUUCUCGGUUCCUGGUGCUAUUUUUCGAAAUUUUGGGACCGAGGAAUACAAGGCCCCAACCCAUCAGACAGUCCUGAAGAAAACAACGUCAAAAAGGUCAAUGUUCCUCUAAUCGCAAGGGAAUUCCACCGACCCCAUUCCCCAUCAACAGUUGACACGGCACCACCACCCCGCGCGAAUCCACUAGAUGAAGUGCUGGACUUUUGA